AUGGCACCACCCCCGCCCCCGCCGUUCCUCCUCCUCCUGCUGCUCGCUGUGGCGGCGUCGCUCGCCGGCGCCGACGACCCCUACCGCUACUUCACCUGGACCGUCGCCUACGGCCCCAUCACCCCGCUCGGCACCACCCAGCAGGGCAUCCUGAUCAACGGGCAGUUCCCAGGCCCACGCAUCGACUGCGUAACCAACGACAACCUCGUCGUCACCGUCAUCAACGCCCUCGACGAGCCGUUCCUCCUCACGUGGAACGGCAUCAAGCAGCGGAAGAACUCGUGGCAGGACGGCGUAGCGGGCACCAACUGCGCCAUCCCGCCGCGUGGGGGCAACUACACCUACCAUUUCCAGACCAAGGACCAGAUCGGCACCUUCUUCUACUUCCCCUCGCUCGCCCUCCACCGCGCCGCCGGCGGGUUCGGCGCGCUCAACGUCUACCAGCGCCCCGCCAUCCCCGUCCCCUACCCGCCCCCCGCCGGCGACUUCACGCUCCUCGUUGGCGACUGGUACGCCGCCGCCUCACCCCACGCUGACCUCAGGAACGCGCUGGAUGCCACUGGCGCCCUCCCGCCGCCGGACGCCCUGCUCAUCAACGGCGCCCCGUCCGGGAACACGUUUGUCGGGAACGGAGGCGGGACGUACCUGUUCCGGGUGUCCAACGUCGGGCUCCGCGCCUCCGUCAACGUCCGGAUCCAGGGCCACGCGCUGCGGCUGGUGGAGGUGGAGGGCACCCACCCGGUGCAGAACGUCUACGACUCCCUCGACGUGCACGCCGGCCAGUCGCUCGCCUUCCUCGUCACGCUUGACCAGCCGCCGCUCGACUACGCCGUCGUGGCCUCCACCCGCUUCACCGCCACCAACGAGCUCAACGCCGUCGCCACGCUGCACUACGCCGGCGCCACGGCCCGCGCACCGGGGCCGCUGCCGCCGCCGCCGGCGGCGGCGGGGCCGUUCGACGACUACGGCUGGUCCCUGAACCAGGCGCGCUCGUUCCGGUGGAACCUGACGGCCAGCGCGGCGCGCCCCAACCCGCAGGGCUCGUUCCACUACGGCGCCAUCCCGACGUCCAGGACGCUGGUGCUGGCCAGCAGCUCAUCCGCGCCCGUCGACGUCGCCGGCGGCGGCCCGAGGCGGUGCGCCGUGAACGGCGUCUCGUUUGUCGUGCCCGACACGCCGCUCAAGCUCGCUGAUAACUACAACAUCGCCGACGUCAUCGACUGGGACACCCUACCCGCGCGGCCCGACGCCGCCGGCGCGGGGGCGGCGCCGCGCGCUGGGACGCCCGUGCUUAGGCUCGGACUGCACGAGUUCGUCGAGGUCGUGUUCCAGAACACGGAGGACGACCUACAGUCGUGGCACCUCGACGGAUAUGACUUCUGGGUUGUAGGGUACGGCGAUGGCCAGUGGAAUGAGACGCAGCGGCAGACAUACAACUUGGUCGACGCACAAGCAAGACACACAGUUCAGGUGUACCCGAACGGAUGGUCAGCGAUCCUGGUGUCGCUGGACAACCAGGGGAUGUGGAACCUGCGGUCGGCGAUCUGGGACCGGCAGUACCUCGGCCAGCAGCUCUACCUCAGGGUGUGGACGCCGGAGCAGAGCUUCUCCAACGAGUACGCCAUCCCGACCGACGCCAUCCUCUGUGGGAAGGCCGCCGGCCUUCCACACUGA
Messenger RNA from Miscanthus lutarioriparius, 1674 nucleotides. Lineage: Eukaryota; Viridiplantae; Streptophyta; Magnoliopsida; Poales; Poaceae. The record is from the annotation of a GenBank genome assembly.